Messenger RNA from Physeter macrocephalus (sperm whale), 598 nucleotides. RefSeq names its product alpha-N-acetylgalactosaminide alpha-2,6-sialyltransferase 6. The record is from RefSeq and is a predicted model, not a curated record. Lineage: Eukaryota; Metazoa; Chordata; Mammalia; Artiodactyla; Physeteridae. The coding region runs from base 67 to 438 and encodes 123 amino acids. Gene Ontology annotation, biological process: oligosaccharide metabolic process; ganglioside biosynthetic process. Gene Ontology annotation, molecular function: alpha-N-acetylgalactosaminide alpha-2,6-sialyltransferase activity. The transcript is spliced from 3 exons.
AUCCCCUCACUUUCAGUCUGUAUGUGUCCCUAGGUCCGAAGUGGGUCUCUUGUAGACAGCAUAUAUAUGGGUCUUGUUUUUGUAUCCAUUCAGCAAGCCUGUGUCUUUUGGUUGGAGCAUUUAAUCCAUUCACGUCUAAGGGAAAAGUCCCACUCGUGGUUGAGCACAGGCUGGUUCACCAUGGUGAUUGCGGUGGAGUUGUGUGACCAUGUGCACGUCUAUGGCAUGGUCCCCCCCGACUACUGCAGCCAGCGGCCCCGCCUGCAGCGCAUGCCCUACCACUACUAUGAGCCCAAGGGGCCGGACGAGUGUGUCACCUACAUCCAGAAUGAGCACAGCCGCAAGGGCAACCACCACCGCUUCAUCACGGAAAAGAGGGUCUUCUCGUCCUGGGCCCAGCUGUACGGAAUCACCUUCUCCCACCCCUCCUGGACCUAGGCCACCCUGCCUGUGGGACUCUCACAAGGGACACAGGAGAAGUGGGUCUCCGCCCAGCCGCUCGACCAAGGGCCAUCGUCUGGCUAAUCAAGGCUGGUCAGAGUGUCUUCUGGCCAUUCAGGCCUUGAAGAGGAUAAAAUCUCCAGCCAUUCAGGGCCUG